CUCUUCCAAUAACUUGUUCAUACCUCAUACACACGACACGGCUAUUUCCUUUAUUUUAAAUAACCAAAGUCGACUCCUUUACUCACGUCUAUGUAUUACUUGGUCCACAUCUAAAGAUUUGGAUAGCUUUGACGGGUGAUCUUGAUCUGUAAACACAGUUGAAUUCCACAGCAAUGGAUGAGCAACAAUCUAACCCAUCUCAAGAAAGAAGAGACGAAAGAGGAUCUCCUUCUCUCCCUAAACCAGGGACUCCUCCUAGUUUCCUUGGAAAGCAUCGGAUGGCAGCUGCCAUUUCUUACCUCAAUAGCCAGAUUAACAUAAUUCAAGGAGAGGUGGACCAGCUGGAGACAAUGGCUGAAUCGUCUCUUGUUUGCAAAGAACUCGCACAAACUGUUGAAUCCGUCCCCGACCCGCUGCUUCCGGUGACUAAAGGACCAACAGACGUUACCUGGGACAAGUGGUUCAAAGGAGCCUCUGGUGGACGGAAUCACAAGCGCUGGAUCUGAAAGUUUCAGACAACAUUUUCAAAGCAUUGGCAGCACCAGGAUGAGGGGGGAGGGGGAGUAAGCUACAUUACACUCAAUGUAUCAUAUAUCUGAACUAGGUAUGCAAUGGCAUUCCAACACUUGAGAGAAAAACCUAGUCACAACCCACAUGGGACAUGGUUAGAUGCUUGUAGUUCCUGUUGAAAUAAAAGCCAUAGCUACGAUUGAACAUA
Messenger RNA from Tripterygium wilfordii, 718 nucleotides. RefSeq names its product guanine nucleotide-binding protein subunit gamma 2-like. Bases 174 to 506 code for a protein of 110 amino acids. Lineage: Eukaryota; Viridiplantae; Streptophyta; Magnoliopsida; Celastrales; Celastraceae. The transcript has 4 exons. The record is from RefSeq and is a predicted model, not a curated record.